AUGGAUCUCGACCUGAAAUCCGUGCACGUCCUCAUCACUGGUGCUGCGGGUGGUAUUGGCCUUGAAACUACUCGACUUUUCUUAGGUAAAGUCUCGACCUUACCAGGACUGACAUACCCGCGAUGCGAAGAACAAGGCGCGCUCGUCACCGCACACUACCGCAGCUCGGAUGCAUCUCUUCUUCCGCUGCUGGAGACGUACGGUUCGAAACAGCUGCGUCUUGCACAGGCAGAGCUCACUUCAGAGGAUCAGGUUAACGCUCUUUUCGGUCAGAAUCUUGACGAAGAUCCAUUUGGAUCCGUGGAGGUCAUUGUCGUCAAUCAUGGCGCUCACGCACCAACGGCCGUCCCGGUUAAGGACAUGUCCCUAGCGCAGUGGGAACAUUGUGUCAACUCGAACUUGACAUCGACGUUUCUUGUUGUCCGCGAGUAUCUGAAUGCACUGGAGAAUGUCAUUCAAUCAAAAAAGGUGGGUAGUCGAUUUGGAGACCGGGCAUCUGUCGUUUUCGUUGGGAGUACGGCUGGAAAGUUUGGGGAGGCAGGAUUCGCAGACUACGCUUCCAAUAAAAGCGGAAUGAUGUAUGGGCUUGCUUUGUCGCUGAAGAACGAGAUCGUGAAGAUUGCACCUCGCGGUCGAGUCAAUACCGUCGCCCCCGGCUGGACACGAACUCCUUUGUCCGCGGAUCGGUUGAAGGACACGGCGAAGGUGAACCGUGUAUUAGCAACGAUACCAUUAAGAAAGGUAGCCACAACGGAAGACAUCGCGAGUCAGAUAGUGCUAUUGGCUUCGGCGAAGGUUUCUGGCCAUGUAUCAGGACAGGUGUUGAUGGUAGAUGGAGGGAUGGAGGGUCGACUGUUGAACCUUCCCGAAGAUCUUUAA
Molecule: messenger RNA, 879 nt
Organism: Stereum hirsutum FP-91666 SS1
Lineage: Eukaryota; Fungi; Basidiomycota; Agaricomycetes; Russulales; Stereaceae
Product: NAD-P-binding protein
Exons: 5
Coding region: 1-879 (292 amino acids)
Source: RefSeq, a predicted model, not a curated record